This is a messenger RNA of Drosophila sulfurigaster albostrigata, 1524 nucleotides long. RefSeq names its product wnt inhibitor of Dorsal protein (gene wntD). Lineage: Eukaryota; Metazoa; Arthropoda; Insecta; Diptera; Drosophilidae. The transcript has a single exon. Gene Ontology annotation, molecular function: frizzled binding; cytokine activity. Gene Ontology annotation, cellular component: extracellular region. Gene Ontology annotation, biological process: multicellular organism development; cell fate commitment; canonical Wnt signaling pathway. Bases 438 to 1364 code for a protein of 308 amino acids. The record is from RefSeq and is a predicted model, not a curated record.
UGCAUUGAUAUCGAGCAGUGGGAAAAACCGUGAAGCUGAAUGGAAUCGAGCGAGGUUCAUUCAUGAACACGUUCGACGCCACAUGAGGUCUACCUGCCUAAACGUGGGAAAGUUGCUCGCCUUACAAGGAUCAUUGCUCUGGCCAGGCUACGAUACACAGGCCACAGGUAAAAAGAGAUUGAAAGCGAGGAAAGGGAAAUUGGGCUGCUCGGCAAUUGCGUCGACUGGAUCUGGUGGGUUAUUUGUGUUUGUUGGGAGUUCCUUUUCAUGACAAAAGUCCCAAGUGGAAAAAGGCAAAUUUCCGGUUUUUUGCCCGCAUCUCGAAUUUCCCACGGCACAAAUCGAUUGGCCGAAAGUAUAAAACUCGGUCACAGGCUCUGUUCGGCAAUCAGUCGAGUCAACGACAGCACAGAGACAACAACACACAACAUAUCACGAUGUUCUACACAAUUCACAUUCUACUGAGCUUGGCCAGCAUGACGAUGUCAGCUCAUGUUGCGGAUCCUGGAAGUUACUAUCGCUACAGCACACAGUUUCAGGCGCCUCUAUCUUGGGACUCGCUUAUUGCCAGCAGUCUAGAGCGAGCCAUCGAAAGCUGUCAGCAGAGCUUCAAAUGGCAACGUUGGAAUUGCCCCAGCGUGGACUUCAUCAAGCGACACACUGCACCCAGCGAAGCGCUCAAAUUGAAUCGGGAGGAUGUCUAUGUGGCCAGCAUUGCCAUGGCCUCCAUUGUCCACACACUGACCACGGACUGUGCCAAUGGCGUCAUCGCUGGCUGCGGCUGCAAGGAUACACCCUGCGCCCAUGAUCCGGCCAAGGCUCUGCAGCUCUAUGAGCAGCACUUUGGUUUUGGCGUCGGUGCAUUUGGGCACAAUCAGCGCGUGGUGGGCGCUCUGCUGGAGCAGUCCAUGGAGCAGGAGUGUCAUUGCAAGCGGCAAGACGCACAGGGCAAGUGCCUGGAGGAGCAGUGCGUGCAGGUACUAAAGCCUUUCGACAUGGUGGCCCAGGAGUUGCAGCAGAUGUACGACGAAGCCAUACAACUGGACGGCACCACCAGCAAUCUCAAGAUCAUGUGGCAAAACAUUCCUCUCGACUCGCUCGUCUACAUGGAGGAUUCGCCCAACUACUGCGAGCCCGAAGCCAGCGGUCGCUGGCCAGGCACACGCGGACGCCAGUGCUCCAAGACUGGUGGCAACUCGAUGGAGGAGCGUCUCUCCUGCCAGCAGCUGUGUCGCGUCUGCGGCUUCCGUGUGCGAUCUCAGCAUGUUCGCCACGAGCGCAGAUGCAACUGCAAGCUGGUCUGGGGAUUUCGAUUGCAGUGCGAUGUCUGCGUGCAACUAGAGCGCCAAUACAGUUGCUACUAGGAGAGAGAGAGAGAGAGAGAGAGAGGAAGAGAGACUGAGCCAUUUGGGACGCUGGUUGAGCCACGCAACACUGCAACUUUAGAUCUAAGUUAAUUUAUUUGCACCCAAUUCUUAUUUAUUGCUUGCCAAAACAAGCGACUCCAAUAAAAAUAAAUCAUUU